AUGGGUAUUUGUUUAGACACAGAUGCCAGCGCGGCACAAGAUACCGGCGAACCAGGCAACGAUUGGAAUCAUACACGAAAUCGGAAUGGCCAAAAUUCUGGCGACUUGGAAGCCGCCGCUAUAGCAUCGGGGGCUACUACCAAUGUCGUCGGUAUCGAUAUGCAAAAUGCUGGAAAAAUCAAAUUCGAUCCGCCCAAAGUGCCAGUGAUAUUUGUUUUAGGCGGCCCCGGUAGUGGCAAGGUAACCCAUUGCGAUACUUUCAUGCAGGAGAGACGUGGUGUAACGCACAUCAAUAUGAUGGAUCUGCUGCAGCAAUAUGCAAUGGGAAAUGACAUGCAGGACUUUUCGCAACUAUCAUCAAAAACGGUCACCGAAGUUCUGAUGUUGGAAAUGAAAAUGGCUCCAGCUGCCAAAGCAUACCUAAUAUCUGGAUAUCCACGCUCCAUGCGCGACGUUGUUGAGUACUCGGAGAAGAUACAAGUCGUCAAUGGCGUGAUCUUAAUAUCGUGGCGCCAAUCGGUAUUGCAAAAGCAAAUCGAUUAUGGUGCCAAAUUGGGUCAUGUUGUACUCUCCCUAGCCAAAAUGGAAUUGGAAAAUUUCUUUAAAAAUGUGAUGCCAGUCGCUGAUUAUUUUGAUCAAAGCGAUAUGCUAUUGGCCGUUAAUGGCGAGCGUGCACCCACAGAGGUGUAUAAAGAUUUUCGCACCGCUGUCUUAGAUAUACUAAGCACGCUCGAGAAUCAAGAGGCCAUGAUGAAUGGAGUUACAGGUAUGGGCAGAGGGAUACAUGAUAUACCCGGCAGUAUAGUUAGCGUAGACACUGCACCUAGUCAAGCCCAAGCGACUCACAUUGCAGACGACAACGAGAAUGCCACAGAGACCGAGACCAUCUUGCCACUGGCCAUCGAUCAGAGCAGUGUGGCACAGCAUCAGGGUAUCGGCAACACCACUACGACCAGUGCUGACGAUGACAGCGGUGUGGUUGUCACACAACAGCCAAAGCGACAAACGGAUUCCGCGAAUCUGCCAGUUUUGCCACCCAUUAUAUGGGUGAUUGGUGGACCCGGCAGCAACAAGGCCACACUUUGCCUCAAGGCUGUGGGUUUGAAUCCAGGCUGGGCGCAUGUUAGUGUGGGUCGCAUUUUGCGUAAUAUUACAGACUCUGCGCCACGUGCCAAUACCGAAAGUUAUGCGGUUAAGGAGGCUCUGGCUGCUGGCGAUAUGGCACCGGAAAAGUCAUUAAAUCAAUUACUAGAAACGAAUCUGCGCCAGCUGCUCGACCGAACGGGCAUCAUCAUUGAUGGCUAUCCGCGGAAUCUGCAGCAAGUUAGAUACUUUGAGAAUAAGUACCAGCAACGUCCACCGAUUAUACUGCUGGACUGCUCGAAGCUGCAGCUGGGACGGGGACGCAUAGACGAUACAGUGUCCUCGUUCAGACGUCGAUUGGAACUAUUUAGGGAGCAGACUUUGCCCAUGCUCAAGACCUUGGAUACCAGCAAUCGCUUGCAGAUUGUGGAUGGCGAUACGGACAGUCCGUCGGUGCAGCGUGAAUUUGAGCGUCUUAUACGGAAUCAUAUCCAACAGCUGCUGAACCAAGGCGACGACACAGAUGCCACCGCACCGCUGGGUAAUCAAGUGCUACGCAACGAGCAAACGGAUGCCAUACUGCACGAUCUGGAGACGAAUGUCCCGGGGGCAGUGCCCACGAUCAGUCAUCAUGUGAGCAUGAUGAAUGGACAUCUCAAAAAUCGCAGCAGUGCCCGUGGCCACUCCAGUGGCAAGCAACCCACACAAAUGAUGAAUGGCCAUGUGCCGGGUCGACCACCCACUGGCCCUGUGCCACAGCCCGUGCCCGUGGACUUUAGGCACAUGCUGGAGGAGGCCGAGCGAUAUCCGGUGGACUCGUAUAUGUAGAUCUCAAACAGAAUUUAAUUGCAAGGUUUUAUAAUAGUUUUCUAAUCCGAAAUAGUCUAAGGUUUGUUGAGGGACCAUUUAGGUUUUGCAGUCAUCAGAUUCC
Messenger RNA from Drosophila subobscura, 2014 nucleotides. Its product is annotated as adenylate kinase isoenzyme 5. Gene Ontology annotation, biological process: UDP biosynthetic process; CDP biosynthetic process. The transcript has 8 exons. Lineage: Eukaryota; Metazoa; Arthropoda; Insecta; Diptera; Drosophilidae. The record is from RefSeq and is a predicted model, not a curated record. Gene Ontology annotation, molecular function: UMP kinase activity; ATP binding. Bases 1 to 1911 code for a protein of 636 amino acids. Gene Ontology annotation, cellular component: cytoplasm; nucleus.